AUGGCACUCAUUCAAACUAAUUGCCCCGAUCUCAAGUUCAUUGCUCGUGGCAAAGUCCGUGAUAUUUACGAAGUGGAUGAACACUCUUUACUCUUUGUUGCCACUGAUCGUAUCAGUGCAUUUGAUGUCAUUAUGAAGUCCGGUAUUGCCGGUAAAGGAAAGAUCCUGACUCAAAUUUCCGAAUUUUGGUUUGAACUGCUCAAAGAAACCAUUCCCAAUCAUACCAUCACUUGCAAUAUCGAUCAGAUGCCUGACAGCGUUCAAAAAUAUCGCGAUCAACUUCAAGGUCGCAGUAUGCUGGUUCGCAAGCUUCGUAUUCUUCCUGUUGAAGCCAUUGUUCGCGGCUAUAUUACUGGGUCGGCAAUGAGCGAAUACAAGACCAAGGGAACAGUUUGUGAUAUCUCACUUCCUAGUGGUCUUGUCGAGUCUCAACAGCUUCCAGAAAUUCUGUUUACGCCCAGUACCAAGGCUGAACUUGGCGAUCAUGAUGAAAACAUUCAUCCAGAUAAAUUGGCCGCCAUUAUUGGUGAUCGAUACUCGAAAGAAGUUGCUGCUGCUUCCCUCAAGAUAUACAAAAAGGCAAGCGAGUACGCACAAUCAAAAGGGAUCAUUAUUGCUGAUACCAAGGUCGAGUUUGGUGUAAAUGAAGCAGGAGAUUUAAUUCUUGCUGACGAAGUCCUUACUCCAGAUUCAUCCAGAUUCUGGCCAGCAAAAGAGUACAAGGCAGGAAAAAGUCAACCAAGCUUUGACAAGCAGUAUCUUCGCGACUAUCUAAGCUCCAUCAAUUUUGACAAAAAAAAUGGUGUAAAACUUCCACAAACUGUGAUGGACAACACUCUUUCCAAAUACAUUCAAGUGUACAAAACUCUCACUGGAAAAGAUCCCGUGUUAUAAAGGGUAAAAUCUAAACUCACCAAUACUUGUGUUUUGUAUAUGCAAGCAGAAUAAAAUGAAUGGCAUACAAAUAGUUUAAA
Messenger RNA from Batrachochytrium dendrobatidis JAM81, 974 nucleotides. Its product is annotated as phosphoribosylaminoimidazolesuccinocarboxamide synthase. NCBI's taxonomy places the organism in Eukaryota, Fungi, Chytridiomycota, Chytridiomycetes, Rhizophydiales. The transcript has 9 exons. Bases 1 to 894 code for a protein of 297 amino acids. Gene Ontology annotation, molecular function: phosphoribosylaminoimidazolesuccinocarboxamide synthase activity. Gene Ontology annotation, cellular component: cytoplasm. The record is from RefSeq and is a predicted model, not a curated record. Gene Ontology annotation, biological process: 'de novo' IMP biosynthetic process.